Messenger RNA from Mugil cephalus (flathead mullet), 1376 nucleotides. It is a transcript of the gene nme7, whose product is annotated as NME/NM23 family member 7. Gene Ontology annotation, cellular component: centrosome. Bases 148 to 1272 code for a protein of 374 amino acids. Gene Ontology annotation, biological process: UTP biosynthetic process; GTP biosynthetic process; CTP biosynthetic process. Lineage: Eukaryota; Metazoa; Chordata; Actinopteri; Mugiliformes; Mugilidae. The transcript is spliced from 12 exons. The record is from RefSeq and is a predicted model, not a curated record. Gene Ontology annotation, molecular function: nucleoside diphosphate kinase activity; ATP binding.
ACACAACUGUUGGAUAACGUAAAUACAAACCUCCCGUGAACGCACCUCUUCCCAGUUACUAUAGAAACAAAGCUUAGCCCGGAAAAGCUAACGUUCGCUAGUUGACGACUGUGCUAGGUUAUGAGGAAUUAGUUAAUUGGGUUAAAAAUGGAGGAUCGUUACGCCUUUCUUGCUGAGUGGUAUGACCCCACUGCAGCUCUCCUGCGGCGCUACCAGCUGUUCUACUACCCCAAAGAUAGCUCAGUAGAAAUGUUUGAUGUAAAGAAUCAGCGAAUAUUUUUGAGAAGGACCAAAUAUGGUGACAUCCACCACGAGGACUUGUUUGUUGGGAAUCGAGUGAAUGUGUUCUCAAGGCAGCUAAAUCUGAUCGAUUACGGGGACCAGUACACGGCAAACAAACUCGGCAGCAAAAAAGAGAGAACUCUUGCUUUGAUAAAGCCAGAUGCAAUCACCAAGAUUGGAGAUGUCCUUGAGCUAAUAUAUACGUCCAGCCUGAUUGUGACCAAAGCCAAAAUGACAAAGCUCACAUGGAGCCAAGCGGCAGACUUUUAUGCCGAACAUCAGUCAAAGCCUUUCUUCAAUAACCUGGUGCAGUUUCUGUCCUCGGGCCCUGUCGUUGCCAUGGAGCUGAUGGGCGAUGAGGCCAUGUCAAUCUGGAGGAGACUCCUGGGCCCUGUAGACUCUGCUGUGGCGCGGAAGGAGGCGUCGCAGAGUGUCCGUGCCCAGUUUGGAACGGAUGGCAUCAAAAAUGUUGGACAUGGUUCCGAUUCACUCGCUGCAGCAGCAAAAGAGCUUGAAUUUUUUUUCCCGUCUACAAUUGGUCUGGGUCCCUCCAACACAGCUGUCUUUGCAGACUGCACGUGUUGCAUCAUCAAACCUCAUGCCAUAUCAGAAGGCCUGACUGGGAAGAUCCUCAACUCCAUAUCUGCAGCUGGAUUUGAAGUCUCAGCUCUUCAGAUGUUCAAUGUAGACCGGGCGAAUGCAGAAGAAUUCUAUGAAGUCUACAAAGGUGUUGUUAUAGAGUAUCCAAGUAUGGUGACAGAGCUGUGUUCUGGACCCUGCAUGGUUUUAGAGAUCCACGGCACCGACGCACCAAAGACCUUCAGGGAGUUCUGUGGUCCUGCUGAUCCAGAAAUUGCCAGGCAUCUUCGUCCAGCCACUCUGCGUGCGCUUUACGGGAAAGACAAAGUGAAAAACGCCGUCCACUGCACAGACCUCCCUGAAGACGGCGUUCUGGAGGUGCAGUAUUUCUUCAAGAUUUUGGAUGGAUGACUUAGAAAACAGAUUUCACUCCAGAGUCACAGACUUGACAGUUGUCUCAUUUUUCUGUUUAUUGUUUCAGCCUUUUGCAGAUUAAAUAAAGUGACAAGAGCAGA